This is a messenger RNA of Cephus cinctus (wheat stem sawfly), 921 nucleotides long. RefSeq lists its product as uncharacterized. The transcript is spliced from 3 exons. NCBI's taxonomy places the organism in Eukaryota, Metazoa, Arthropoda, Insecta, Hymenoptera, Cephidae. Gene Ontology annotation, biological process: Wnt signaling pathway. The record is from RefSeq and is a predicted model, not a curated record. Bases 243 to 854 code for a protein of 203 amino acids.
GAAUAGAAACAAAGGAAGCCUACUGAGAUUUAACCUAAGUAGAGGGAGAAAUUGAAUUUGGAUGAGAUAUAAUAUAUGAAUAAAUAACAAAAAAGAGAAAUAAUUGAUUAUACUUUCAGUAGAUUCGACCGGCUUAGACCAUCUUUAAACUGACGCAGAAGUUUAUGACGACUGGAGAGAAUGGCGUUGAUUAAGUGAAGGAAUUUUGUGAUUAGUUCAUCAAAGAAUAUUAUGAUCAGAAGAUGCAUCAGUCUGAUGAGUUGUCAUCAAGUUCCGACGAUGAAAUAUCUCAGGAAAUAUUAAAGGAAGCUGCUGAUGUUCAAUACUUAAAUGAAUAUCUUUUCCAUCAAUCUGUUCAGGCAUCUGAAAAGUCGCUGCCAAAGAAUUUGAUAGAACCAUGUAAGAAGAAGCCUUCUCUUAGAAAUCAACAAUGUCAAGAUCAAUUUCAAGGGUUUGGGACCACGCAAACUUUCAAAGAUUUUAUAGCUAAAAAGUUGAAUGAUGUAUUAGACAGAGUUAUAGAAGAGCCAAAUAUACACAAGAAUGUAAGGAAACGUACAAGAACCAAAAGCAUAAGUGAGAAACAAGGUGUUGAACUAGGAAUAAAACUAUUAAAUUCUUCAAAAUCAUUAUUAACUGACAUAGAAAUUGAGCAUGUGAAUUGUUCAAAGGAUAUGAAAGUGCAGAAAAGCAUGAAAGAUAGAAUGGCUGAACAGUCCAUGAUUCGAGAUGCAGCAGUGGACCCUGAACAGGUUUUGUCAAAGAUUGAAACGAAAGCUUGGGCUAACAAUUGCAGAGGUAAAGUAUUUCGGUAUAAGCAGCUUCAAGAUGGAACUUUGAUGGAAAAAAAAUAAGUGCACAUUUCUUAUGCAUAUUUUAUACGUUAAUUGUAAAUAAAUAAUAUUUCAUCAGUGUCUCACA